UUUAGACGAUCUUUGCCCUGGUUGCUAUAGCUGUUCGUCGUGUCAGUUUGUUGUGUUUUUGCGAAGAUGUCAGUUACAACAAUGAUCAAAACUCGUCUUCUGGGGCUGAAAAAUGUCUUCGGACGAGGACAGAUGCUGUCUGCGGCUGCUGCGAGACUACAGCACAGCCAGGCCGAAGAGCUCCUGUCAAACCGUCCAGAGACCUCCAGCGCCAAGACCCUGAUGGACAUCGGGACUCGGCGGAUCUUCAACGAGGACCAUGAUCUCUUCAGACAAAACGUCCGGCGCUUCUUCCAAGAGGAAGUGGUUCCACAUCACAAGGAGUGGGAGAAGGCAGGUCAGGUAAGCCGGGAGGUGUGGGAGAAGGCUGGUGAGCAAGGCCUGCUGGGAGUAAUGAUACCAGAGGAGCACGGUGGCAUCGGAGGAGAUCUGUGUUCUGCGGCUGUCACGUGGGAGGAGCAAAUGUACUCCAACUGCUCAGGUCCGGGUUUCGCACUGCACUCCGACAUUGUCAUGCCCUACAUCGUCAACUAUGGUAGCAAGGGGCAGAUUGAACACUUCAUCCCCAACAUGACUGCUGGGAAAUGCAUCGGUGCUAUUGCUAUGACCGAGCCAGGAGCGGGCAGCGAUCUUCAAGGUGUGAGGACGUACGCCAAGAAGGACGGCAGCGACUGGAUCCUCAACGGCAACAAGGUGUUUAUCACAAACGGUUGGAUGGCUGACGUGGUGGUGGUAGUGACCGUGACCGACCGCGAUGCGAAGACAGCAGCACAUGGCAUCAGUCUGUUCCUGGUGGAGGAGGGCAUGAAGGGCUUCCAGAAAGGACGCAAGCUGGAGAAGAUUGGCCUGAAGGCCCAGGACACAGCUGAGCUGUUUUUUGAGGAUGUGCGUCUCCCAGCUGACGCCCUUUUGGGUGAACUCAACAAGGGUUUCUACUACCUGAUGAAAGAACUGCCUCAGGAGCGUCUGCUGAUUGCCGACAUGGCCAUCUCGAGCUGUGAGUUCAUGUUUGAGGAAACCAGGAACUACGUGUUGCAGAGGAAGGCUUUCGGCAAGACGAUCGCUCACCUACAGACUGUUCAGCACAAGCUGGCAGAGCUGAAAACUGAUAUCUGUGUGGGCCGAGCCUUUGUUGACAACUGCCUACAGCUCCACGCUCAGAAACGCCUGGAUCCCUCCACGGCCUCCAUGGCCAAGUUUUGGGCGUCUGACCUCCAGAACAAAGUGGCCACUCAGUGCCUGCAGCUCCAUGGAGGCUGGGGCUACAUGUGGGAAUACCCCAUCGCAAAGGCGUUUGUGGACUCCCGUAUCCAGCCCAUCUAUGGGGGCACCAAUGAGAUCAUGAAAGAGCUCAUCGCCCGCACCAUUGUCAGCCAGAAGUGAGAAAUUGUUGAUGUUUUCUGGUGGAGGAGCACUGGGGGAAAGCGGGGGUGGUUUGCACAGAUGUUUGUUUUUUUCAUGAGCAGCCGUAAAAAAAAGGUAUCACUGAAUGUAAUGUAAUCAUGCUUGAAGGUAAUACCUUCUUCCUCUGACAAAUGAAAAGUUACAUUUCAGGGCAGUAAAAUGCACUUCAACUCAAUUCAAUACAUCCAGGGGUUUCGCAGCUACAGCUGUGCCUGGUCUGGUAUGACCACUAGCUUAUUGUGGCUAGUGUUAACUAAUUUUAGCACACUUUCGAUGGAUAUUGCUAUAUAUAAAUCUUUUUUUUUGUCACUUGGUGAACACAGAAACAAGUUGCGAACACAACUUUGAAAUAUCAUCACCCUCCAAGUUAAACCUGUUAGCAAACGGUUGCUUGAUUCACACAUACAGUACGUGUUUCUGCCCACCUGAUGAAUGGGAGUUGAAUAUUCCCUCUCUUUUCCCUACCAACCCCUAAGAAAAAUAUGUGGCUCUUAAGCUGCUAAAUGCUCCGCUAUGAUCACCAACUAGUUGCAAACUCGUGAUCGUUUCGAUUCUGAGCAGGUCGGUAGAGGUACAGUCAUAUUUUUAUUUAGCACUUUAGCCCUUGAACAAUAAGCUGAAACUUUUUCCUCAAAGUUCCUCAACGCUGAUUGGAGCUGCAGAUUCAGGUGAUAGUUCUCUGUAUGUCCACUACAAGAGACCCUUUUUCAAUUUCACACUGUCUUUUAAUUCGUUUUUAUAAUAGAUAAAUCCUUUUAUAGCAAAUUUAAGGUCGGAAAAUUUUGAAAAAUGACGAGAAUGUCCAGGCUGUCUUUUCUUUAUUGGUGAUGCAGCAGCUUGAUGGAGUGAGCUCAACCAUUUCUCAACAUAAGGCUUCAUUAACCUUUAUCGUGUGUUUGAAUGUGAGUUACGUUUAAACAACUUUGCUAAAAUUAUGACUUAUUUUUACGUCUGUUUCUGCCCACUUACUGUAGUUAUAGUUGUACAUAUUUUACAUAAAAAAAAAAUAUUAGAUUCCAGCUAAAAUGCAUAUUUUUGUAAACGAACCCGUCCUAUGAGUUGCUUGUGUGUUCAGGAUGUAGUGACUGAAGAGAUUAUCGCUGAUUGAUUUCUCAUCUUCUUACCUUUUUGUCAACACUGAAAGUGUCUUCACACUGUGACUGUUCAUUUAAUGAAAUAAACUUGCAGGAUGUUUUCCUGGCCAAUGACGUUCAGAACUGAAAGAAAAUAAAAUGACAUGAAGCUCCAUCUCUCAUGGAACUUCAUGUUUGCUUUGCACCUC
Molecule: messenger RNA, 2686 nt
Organism: Seriola aureovittata
Lineage: Eukaryota; Metazoa; Chordata; Actinopteri; Carangiformes; Carangidae
Gene: acadl
Product: acyl-CoA dehydrogenase long chain
Exons: 11
Coding region: 67-1383 (438 amino acids)
Biological process (GO): carnitine metabolic process, CoA-linked; fatty acid beta-oxidation using acyl-CoA dehydrogenase; long-chain fatty acid catabolic process
Cellular component (GO): mitochondrion
Molecular function (GO): long-chain fatty acyl-CoA dehydrogenase activity; flavin adenine dinucleotide binding
Source: RefSeq, a predicted model, not a curated record